GACCAAUAUUUUAGGCUCAUCUCUCUCCAUUUUAAUUAGCAACAUCCUACGCCACUGCUUUCCCAAUGCAAUUGUUUGCUUCAAAUCUAACAUCAUUGUCUAUCUAAUUGUACCCUCUUCCUUCAUUUAUGGUCCCUUUCUCUCCCUUUAUAUCUCUCUCAUCACUUUCUCCAUUUCUUCAUUCAUACCUAUAGCUUUUAACUCUACCACUCCUACCAUUCCUCCUCUCCUUUUCUCCACUACAUAGCUUGUCUUUUGUUUGUUAAUUUCUUACUUUAUCCUCCCUCAUUUGUAUCUUCUUGGUUAUAUUAUAAACUAUAUAUAUAAAUAGAAAAAUACACCAAUUCUAGGUAUAUAUUAUGUCUAGCAGAAGGUCAAGGCAACAAUCUUCUUCUUCAAGAAUUUCUGAUGAUCAAAUCAUCGAACUUGUUUCCAAGUUACGUCAACUUGUUCCUGAGAUUCGUCAUAGGCGUUCAGACAAGGUAUCAGCAUCUAAGGUCCUACAAGAGACUUGUAACUACAUAAGAAACUUACACAGAGAAGUUGAUGAUUUAAGUGAAAGACUGUCUCAGUUAUUGGUCACAAUUGAUGCUGAUAGUCCAGAGGCUAAUAUUAUCAGAAGCCUAAUUAAUCAAUAAGUUUAGAAAUUAAUCUAAUUUUCUUAAUUUCCAUUAUGAUGAGAAAUAUAUAUUUAUAUAUCUAUAAGAGUGUAUUUUAUUUUAGAUGGGCUAGCUAGAGUGUAGUUUGAGGUGUGCAAUUUUCAUAUGGCGGGUAUAUUUUGAAGGUUUUGUAAUUUUAAAUUAAGAACUUUGUAUGUGUCAUAUUUAUAGAUGGCCAAAAUGUAUCACUUGUUAAAUCUAUUAAUUAAGGUUAUAAUUAGCACUGUUUACUUCA
Messenger RNA from Medicago truncatula (barrel medic), 894 nucleotides. RefSeq names its product transcription factor PRE5. Gene Ontology annotation, biological process: regulation of growth; regulation of DNA-templated transcription. The record is from RefSeq and is a predicted model, not a curated record. The coding region runs from base 360 to 638 and encodes 92 amino acids. Gene Ontology annotation, molecular function: protein dimerization activity. The transcript is spliced from 3 exons. Lineage: Eukaryota; Viridiplantae; Streptophyta; Magnoliopsida; Fabales; Fabaceae.